AUGCAUCACAGUUCAGGGUUUGGGUGGCUUGGAUUUGGCAGCUUCCGCCAGCGCAACAAAGGGCACACCGUCGAGGUGUACUUGGGAGGACGCAGCACGCUAUAUCACGUAUAUAAACGGCCGUUUGUGGACUAUUUUUUGCGCAAGGUCUCUGGAUGGUACACUCUGGUCAUUUUCACGGCGUCCAUGCAAGAGUAUGCGGACCCUGUCAUAGACUGGUUAGAUGCUGGACGUGGUAUACUUGCGAAGCGGUUAUUCAGAGAGUCUUGUACGGUGCUCUCCAAUGGAUCAUACAUUAAAGACCUUUCUCUCAUCGAAGAGGACCUUUCCCGCGUUUGCCUGAUCGAUAAUUCUCCCAUCAGCUACAGUAUCAAUGAAGCAAACGGUAUUCCCAUUGAGGGCUGGACGCAUGACCCAUCGGAUGAAGCACUUCUGGACUUGCUUCCCGUCCUGGAUUCCCUUCGGUUCACGAAGGAUGUUCGCAGGGUGCUCGGUCUCCGCGGGUUUUCGCUUUUAUCAUGA
Messenger RNA from Coniophora puteana RWD-64-598 SS2, 522 nucleotides. RefSeq names its product NLI interacting factor. The record is from RefSeq and is a predicted model, not a curated record. NCBI's taxonomy places the organism in Eukaryota, Fungi, Basidiomycota, Agaricomycetes, Boletales, Coniophoraceae. Gene Ontology annotation, molecular function: protein serine/threonine phosphatase activity. The coding region runs from base 1 to 522 and encodes 173 amino acids. The transcript is spliced from 4 exons.